Cavia porcellus (domestic guinea pig) is the source of this 2679-nucleotide messenger RNA. RefSeq names its product dematin actin binding protein (gene Dmtn). Gene Ontology annotation, molecular function: actin filament binding. The record is from RefSeq and is a predicted model, not a curated record. The coding region runs from base 421 to 1515 and encodes 364 amino acids. The transcript has 15 exons. NCBI's taxonomy places the organism in Eukaryota, Metazoa, Chordata, Mammalia, Rodentia, Caviidae. Gene Ontology annotation, cellular component: actin cytoskeleton; plasma membrane. Gene Ontology annotation, biological process: lamellipodium assembly; actin filament bundle assembly; cytoskeleton organization.
GGGCACCUACCAGACUCGCCGGGACCCAGGCGGGACCCGAGCGUGUGGCUCGUGGAGCAGCAGGGUGGGGGCGUGGGGGGCCCAGAGGGAAGAUCAGCCGGCUCUGCGGAGACCAGCUCCCCUCCUUCGCCAGCUCCCACCCCACCCCACCCACCCCAAACCGGCUUUCUUCCUGUUAUUUGUGCUUUGGGAAAGCACGGCUGGUUUCCUGGAAGCGACGCCUCUUACCUAGGCUCCUGUGAAACCGCGGCAGCCAGGGAGCGCCUGGGCCUCACAGGCUGGGAAGAGCCGCCCAGCGCCAGCUGAGUCGCCGAGGGAUGAGGACGCGCCCGGGCCGUGCCACGCCCUCGCCGCGGGAGCCAACCCGCGCCUGACCCUCGCCCGCCGCGCGCCCCGCGCCCCCCCUCCCCCGCCCACCGCAUGGAACGACUGCAGAAGCACCCUCUUACCUCCCCCGGGAGCGUCAGCUCCUCCCGAGACUCCAGUGUACCUGGCUCUCCCUCCAGCAUCGUGGCCAAGAUGGAUAACCAGGUGCUGGGCUACAAGGACCUGGCUGCCAUCCCCAAGGACAAGGCCAUCCUGGAUAUCGAGCGGCCAGACCUCAUGAUCUAUGAGCCCCACUUUACCUACUCCCUGCUGGACCAUGUGGAGCUGCCCAGAAGCCGGGAGCGCUCUCUGUCACCCAAGUCCACGUCCCCCCCACCGUCCCCGGAGGUGUGGGCAGAGAGCCGGACCCCCGGAAUCCUCUCUCAGGCUUCAGUCCCCAGAGCCACAGGGACCCCCCGGACGAGCCUGCCACACUUCCACCACCCUGAGACCACCCGGCCGGAUUCCAACAUCUAUAAGAAGCCACCCAUCUAUAAGCAGAGAGAGUCCAUGACUGGCAGCCCUCAGAGCAAGCACCAGAUCGAGGACCUCAUCAUCGAGUCGUCCAAGUUCCCUGCGGCCCAGCCCCCAGACCCCAACCAGCCGGCCAAGAUCGAGACCGACUACUGGCCCUGUCCCCCGUCGCUGGCCGUUGUGGAGACUGAGUGGAGGAAGCGGAAGGCAUCACGCAGGGGAGCAGAGGAAGAGGAGGAAGAGGAGGAUGACGACUCCGGAGAGGAGAUGAAGGCGCUGAGGGAGCGGCAGAAAGAGGAGCUCAGUAAGGUUACUUCCAACUUGGGAAAGAUGAUCUUGAAAGAAGAGAUGGAGAAGUCGUUGCCGAUCCGGAGGAAAACCCGCUCCCUGCCGGACCGGACGCCUUUCCAGGCCUCUUUGCACCCAGGAACAUCUAAGUCUUCUUCUCUCCCCUCCUACGGCAGGACCACUCUGAGCCGGCUACAGUCCACAGACUUCAGUCCAUCCGAGAGGGAGACUGGAAGCCCAGAACGGAGAGGGCCAGAGGGGGAGGAUGGACCGGGGGAACUCCCUGCCCUGUGUGCUGGAGCAGAAGAUCUAUCCCUACGAGAUGCUGGUGGUGACCAACAAGGGCAGAACCAAGCUGCCUCCGGGAGUGGACCGAAUGAGGCUUGAGAGGCAUCUGUCUGCAGAGGACUUCUCGAGGGUCUUCGCCAUGUCUCCUGAAGAGUUUGGCAAGCUGGCCCUGUGGAAGCGGAACGAGCUCAAGAAGAAGGCGUCCCUCUUCUGACCAUGCUGCGCCUCUCUGUGAUGCCCCUACCCCGCUGCUUCAGGGCUCUGGAGCUGGGGCCCUGAACCCCGCAGCAUCCCCUUCCCCUGGCAGGCUGGGCACGGCGGAGGCUGGUGGGGGCAGGUGGGUUCUGUUCCUCAGGGAGGGGUAACCUGGCCCUCCGCAGUGCCAGGCUGGGAGCUGUGGACUUGCUACCCUACUGUGAGCCAGGGCACUUUCUCUUGUCCCUGGUCCCCACUGCCCAGCCCAACCCAUCCUGGCCUCCAGCACACAGAGUGAGUGAGCGUGCCCUCUCCCUGCCUGCCACCCCCAUAGGAAGGUCCCCAGAAGAGUGAGGAAAAAUUAACAAGGGGACCACCAAGCAGUCAGUCUGUCAGCUAUGCUGCCCAGUGGGCAGUGUGCAGCCGGGUGGAGACAGCCCCGGGGUCCUGUGCACACCCACUCGAGCCUCCAGCCUGCACCCAGGCCUCCUGCUUUUCUGACACUGUACCAGAGCAAUUGGGGCCUCCAGUAGAGUGAUCACCCUCCUCCCGCCAGCUUGCCCUGUCCUUGAUGUGCCACCCUCCAGCUUUGAAGCUUCACUGUAGCCCAAGGCUUCCUCAAAAGCCUUGGCAUGGUGUGGUGAUGCCACUUGAGCAGUACCCAGCCCACCACCAGCCUCAAGCAAAGCCCCUAGGAUGCCUCCUAUUGUCACCUGUCCCAGGGCCUCAGAGCCCAGGCCUGAGCCUCCUGAGCAGAUCAGGAGGUGGGGCUUGGGGCCUCUGUGCUGGCUCUCGGGUCCCCCACACACCCGCACUCUGCUCUCACAGAAUGUAAUUAUUGGGGCCUCCUUCCACUGCAUUCCUCACCCCCUGCCCUGCCUACUCACAUCCCAGCUUUUUUUCUCCCCACAUGUGUAUGUGUAUAAAAUUAUAUAUAUAUAUAUAUAUUUUUGCCCAGGUCUGGGUUUUGUUCCUGCUCAGACCCUGGCAUUCCUUUUCUGCCAUGUGUGUGAUCGUGCUGGGACAGGGCACUCUGCUUGGAAUUAAAAGGUUGCAUUGGGUCCCUAA